This is a messenger RNA of Prunus armeniaca (apricot), 339 nucleotides long. Lineage: Eukaryota; Viridiplantae; Streptophyta; Magnoliopsida; Rosales; Rosaceae. The record is from the annotation of a GenBank genome assembly.
AUGAGCAAAGCUAGGAAGUUUCUCUUUAGGAAGAAACUAGUGAGUGAUAAAGCAACAAUUGAGAGGUACAAGAAGGCAUGCGCAGAGUCUACAAAUACCGGAUCUGUUUCCGAAGCUAGUACUCAGUACUACCAACAAGAAGCUGCGAAACUGUGUGCUGAGAUAGGGAAUUUGCAGAACUCAAGUAGGCAUAUGAUGGGCGAGUCAUUGAGUUUUAUGAAUAUGAAGGACCUGAAGAACCUGGAGAGUAAACUAGAGAAGGGAAUCAGCAGAAACAGAUCCAACAAGGCCGGCAUCAAUUUGUCUUUAUCAACUGAAUGCAUGUAUGUAACAUGUUAG